Messenger RNA from Aspergillus pseudonomiae, 845 nucleotides. RefSeq lists its product as uncharacterized. The coding region runs from base 264 to 716 and encodes 150 amino acids. The record is from RefSeq and is a predicted model, not a curated record. The transcript has a single exon. Lineage: Eukaryota; Fungi; Ascomycota; Eurotiomycetes; Eurotiales; Aspergillaceae.
GGAGUCCAGCAUGUCCUCGAAACCUUUGCGUCGGAGCUAUCAAUACAGAAUAUGCUUUAGUGUCGACUCGAUCAUAAGGUAUAAAAUUUCCUGUCACAAGUCCCUGGUAUGUAUCUCCUUUUUGCGCCGGCGUACCUCAACUCCGAGGGUGCUUGCUUUGGUGCUUUAGCCGGGGUUUCGAUGAUCGUUUAGGAUAAUUUGAGAAGCAGUCCACAGUUCUACAUAUCCCAAGUACCAGAAAUGUCAAUGUCGAGGCCACGAAAAUGAAGCAAGCCAGUGAGGAAUUAGAGAUGGAUGACCCGAGACGCGGUCUAGCCAGCGCUUCAGUCAUGAGCCUCGCACUAGUCCUAAAACGGCAAGCAGGCAUCGGCUCAGUGGCUAUUUUAACCACUUUCCAUAACUACCACCAUUUUUGUUACUUAGUAAGUCAAUUCAUCUCCAUCAAACAAACAGGGUGGAAGGAGGGAAUUUUCUUUUAUGAGAGAGAGAAAGAAAACUAUCCCUGGAAGACUGCAGCGACGCGGGAUAGAGUGGCCCGUGAACGUGAAUUAUUGAAAUACUGGUCCUCUCUGUAUAGAGAAUCUGUGAAAGCGGUCACAUCCCUUGCUUCCAGGAUCGGAAUGUUGUAUAAACGCCACCCUUUUUUGCGGGCCCCUGGGAGAUGUUUGCUCUUCUCGAUUUAUCAUUGCUCCCCAGGGGCUAUGGAGUUCAAAUAGCACCGGGCUCACUACAGACCGUGCACGAUUCCUACUCCCUUGCCGCUUCAACUCCUAAACACACACAGAAUUCAUUUAAGUCGAGUCAGGAAUGCGGCUCCUAGCUUCGAGAAUCCAAUCUAUUCUCUG